CUAACUUCAUUAUUGUUAAAAUCACUAUCAGUAAAAUUAACAUUUUGACUCACCUUUUUUUUAAUCUCGUAUUGUGUAGCUUGCGAAGUAUAGUAAUGGCAUCAGCAAUGGACGUGGAUGAUGAAGAAGUCGAAGUUCCAACCUCAAGCAGUUCGAAAGGGGAGAAAAAACGAUUUGAAGUCAAAAAGUGGAAUGCCGUUGCUUUAUGGGCUUGGGAUAUCGUAGUUGAUAAUUGUGCUAUUUGUCGUAACCACAUUAUGGAUUUGUGCAUUGAAUGUCAAGCGAAUCAAGCCUCUGCUACUAGUGAAGAAUGUACUGUAGCAUGGGGAGUGUGUAAUCAUGCAUUUCAUUUUCAUUGUAUUUCGCGUUGGUUAAAAACAAGACAAGUUUGUCCCUUGGACAACAGAGAAUGGGAGUUCCAAAAGUAUGGUCAUUAGUAUGGAUUGAAUCUACGAGGAUGUUUGUUUAAAAAAUAAAACUCUUAUUUAUGUUAAAUCCCAACGUUUUUCUUUUCGAGAUGAGAAUAAAACUCAUUUUAUAAACU
This is a messenger RNA of Onthophagus taurus, 544 nucleotides long. It is a transcript of the gene Roc1a, whose product is annotated as Regulator of cullins 1a. Gene Ontology annotation, molecular function: zinc ion binding. NCBI's taxonomy places the organism in Eukaryota, Metazoa, Arthropoda, Insecta, Coleoptera, Scarabaeidae. The record is from RefSeq and is a predicted model, not a curated record.